CGCACAGGUAGACCCUUUUCAAAAACACGCAGGAACGAUUCCCUUCAACUAAGCAGUGGAAUUCAUUAUUUAAAGGUGGUUUCUUUGUAUGUUUUCAUUAAGUUCAAAUGUAAUCCGUUUAAAAUCAUCCAAACACGUUUUAUCAAUGUACGUGUGAGUUCGUAUAGGCUUUUAUUUGACCGGAAUUCUCAUGAAACAAUGAAGCGAUUUAUAAACAGCGACCGUUGGUAAUGCCAAUGACACGGAUAGUUUGGAGACAACAAUCAAUGUGAUGUUGUGUUUUACGCCCAAAAGGCCUACCACCAAAAGUUGCCGGUUCGACUUCAACGUGACACCUUCAGAAUGAUACCGUCGGAACUACUUUCACCUAUCAUCAUCUUAUGCACUGUACGUCUCAUCUUUGGCACUCCCUCUACCCACCUCUCCCCCGAGAUGUCGGCCGCCCUCCAUCUCUUGAGGCCGGAGGCGAAGGUUUCGUUCGCCGGCGCCUGCCUGGGAGAGUACCGGUGUAGCGAGGCCGAGGUGGCCAGCUACGCCUGGCAGAGUUCCCACGCUGAUACCGCUGUAAGGAAGCGGUUCUGGCACACGUACGACUGCACCUGGAACGAGGACCCGAGCCAAUGUCCAGUCGACGGUGGCUGGAGUUCGUGGAGUGAGUGGGGAGACUGCGACACGACCUGCGGGGACGGAACCAAGCUGAGAUAUCGGGCCUGCGACUGGCCCCAGCCUAAAAACGGCGGCAACGAAUGCCACGGACAGAACUCUAGCGUGACAAGUUGUAGGGUCAAAAUGGCCUGCCCUCCGCCUGACAAUGAUUCGACUGUUACAAAAGGAUCUCCCGGGGAAUCUGUCCAGCAUAAAGCUCUGCUGGCGAUGGAGCCGUUUAACAAGGGUAACGCAGAGCUGCAAUCAGCAUGUAUGGACGGGCGCUGCAGCUAUCAGCAAGUGACGGAGAUGGUCACCCCGCGAAAUCUCGCUGAUGUCUACUGGACUAAUUUGAUUUGCUACAAACACUUUGAAGGAUGCCCCGUGGACGGUGGUUGGUCGGAGUGGAGCAUGUGGAGUAGCUGCUCCUCGCGCUGCGGGACCGGCAAGGCCUACCGGUCCCGGCGGUGCGCCAGCCCGCAGCCCCGGCACGGCGGCCGGUACUGUGACGGGACGGAGUAUGAGGAAGGCAUGUGCUUUGACGAUUCUUGCGUUGAGGCGGUUGGUGUUUUGCUGACUCCGUGGUCCAUGUGGUCAGCGUGUUCAACCACCUGCAACGAUGGGGUGAAAACCUCCACCAGACGGUGCCACGGCAGCGACGUGUGCGACGUCGGCAAAGGGCAAGUCGCCGCGCUGCUCACCAGGGAGAUACCUUGCUCGGGUGGACUCUGUCCCGAAGUGGGAGGUUGGAGCGAGUGGAGUGCUUGGACAGUGUGCUCGGCCAUCUGCAGCAAGGGGCGGCGGGUCAAGGAGCGGGCAUGCAACAAGCCACGCCCCCAGGGGGAGGGAAACGACUGCGAAGGGGAGUCGUUUACGGAGGAGGAGUGCAGCCAGCACGCACCGUAUUGCGAAGGAAUACCCGAAGAUGUAACAAUGUACGAGGAGUGGUCUCACUGGUCGGAGUGCAGCGCCCCUUGCGACAGUGGUAUGACAAUCCGCCAUCGGACGUGCUUGGAGCAGGGUCACCCGUGCCGAGGCGAACUCUACGAUCUGCAGCUAUGCAAUGAUGACUUGCCCUGCAAAGCUGAUGGUGAUUGGACUCCGUGGACUGAGUGGUCGGUGUGCACGGUCACAUGCGGUGAGGGAGAUACGGAGCGGUACCGCCAGUGCAGCAACCCGAGGCCCGAAUUUGGUGGCCUGAGUUGCGAAGGAGACGCCGACGAGAAGAAGAAAUGCCUCCUCUCUGAAUGCCCGGCGGACACCCCCACUUGGGAGUCGUGGGGUGAGUGGUCCCAAUGCACUGUAACGUGCGCGGGAGGAACUUCCACUCGGACACGGGGGUGCUUGGUGAGCUACGGGAACGGGCAGGAGCCCCGGCAAGUGCCGUUUUCGAGAUGCGCUGGAGAAUAUCAACAGAUCAACGUGUGCAAUUAUCUGCCUUGUCCAGUCGAUGGUAAUUGGGCGAGUUGGGGCGACUGGGCCAGUUGCAGCCGGAGCUGCGGCGACGGCGUGGUGAAGCGAGACCGGACAUGCACGGACCCAGCCCCGGCAGGCGAAGGGGAGGUGUGCGGUGGGUAUGGCACAGAGAUUGUGCCCUGCUACCAACAACCAUGCCCAGUCCCUGACGAAAUUCUCCGGACGUUCGACGGCAGUGCCUUCAUGAUGUACCACCGCGCCGCCGCGCCCUCCAAACUCCUCCUCUUCUACAUGCGCUUUAUGCCCAGCAACCCCAGCAGCCUGCUGGCCUUACGUCACGAUGACGUCGUCCACUCAGAGCAGAUGGUUACGGUGGGCGUGGCCAACGGUCACGUCCGAGUCUACGCUAAGCUAGGACAGGCCGAGAGUGUAGUUGUGAGCUCUAAUGGAAUACAUCUGAAUAAGUGGAACAGAGUCGAAGUGACCAUCAGUGGAGGGCACACCAGCGUGAGGUUGAAUGACGGUGCUCCGGUCUUUAGCAACUUCACCCUCCCGCUCCCAGCUCACUUGGACUGGGAUCAGUCCAUGUACAUUGGCGGUGCUCUGCCUUAUCUCUUCCCCGGACCUGCACGCGAGUAUGUCGGUUUUGUUGGCGCUAUAUCCGCUCUACGAGUGAACUACAAGGAGUACACGCUCCAUGAUAUCAGGCCGGAGUGGACAGGGGUGGGCCUACCUUUCGUCAGCUUCGACGUUGGAACUCGACUGGCAGACAUCAAUGCGCAAGUUACGGUAUUCACCGGCCGCGAGUACACCUUUCUACCGUGUCCGAACACAACCGACGAGCAGUUCUCCCUCAAACUCACCUUACGACCCGACGGUCCCGACGGCAUCGUCUCGUACGUCAUGGGUCUGGUUCCGGGCUCGUUCGUGGCGCUGACGAUGAUGGACUCUCGCGUCGCUCUGUUCGUCAGUUUCGGGGACAGCAUCGCGACCGCCAAGAGUGUUGAUAUAGCCUUAUCAAAAUGGGCUAUAGUCGAGUUGACGCUCCGAGGUCGCGAGGCCGAGAUGCGCGUGAACGGCGGUCCGGCCAUCCAACUCGCCGUCGAGGGAACCGAUUUCGCGCCUGCUCCUCGAGUCCACAUCGGUGGAGUGCCCGGCCCGGAUAGGACGGUGGCCCGCAUGACGACGGGCUGGGACCGGGGCCUGGUUGGUGCGGUCUACGAGGUGACCGUCAACCGGUACCAGUACCUGCUGACGGAGACGGCACUCAAUAUGGAGGACAUGUACCUGGACUCUGCAUCCACCACGAUUUCAGCUCACUACCGGGAAGUCAGGAGACCACUCCACAGCAGUGUGGCGCUUCAUUGUAACUAUGCCAACAUUCGCAAGGAGAAGCCCAUGGUGACGUGGCUCUAUGGCGACAAAAUAUUGGAGGAAUCCACCCACGUUAGCAUAUUCAAACCGAGUGUCUUUUCCCCGCAUAAGUCAAUCUUGAAUCUGCACAUUCUGCAGUCGGACAACGAGGGGCCGUACGCAUGCAUGGUCUGGUACCGCGGCAAGGCCGUCAUCACGCAUGCAUUUGGUGUCUCGAUUUAUGAACCUAAAGAGUUUGAAUUUCAUCUCGAGUCCAACGUCGAGCUUAUGGUGAUAGGAAAUGUCGCCCUCAUCGUUGGAUUUAUCAUUGGCAUCAUUGCUCUGUCGUGCUUCAGAGUAUGCAGGCGGAGGUUUUUCUUCUUGGACAUGAUGCACCAGUCUACGGUCUUCUACUUCGGCCUGGACGAGUGGGCGUGGCUGCGGGACCCCGACGUGCCAGAUCGCGCCACCAUGCUCCAGGUCAACGCCACCUUCGACAAGGACUUCUCGGCCCGCGAAGAGAAGAUCAAAUUCGACCAGGCGCUCAAGAAGAAGAAAACACUGGAGCAGCUGAAGACGAAGGCCAAAGAGGUCAAGGGCAAAAUGAAACGGAAGAAGACAAAGAAAAACAAGGGUGACGUAGAAAGUGGCUUGGAUAGCCGUGAGAAUGCAGAAAAUGCAACUGAGAAGCCUGGUAAAAGCCCAGAGAAAUUAAAGAAAAUUAAACGAAAGGAGACAAAGAACAACGACGACGAAGAAAGUACCUUGGAUAGUAAGAAGGUAGAAAAUGCAACAGAGAAGCCUGAAAACGCAGCACAACACAAGACGGGUAAAACCCCAGAGAAGGUUACAUUGCUGGAGCAGCUGAAGACGAAGGCCAAAGAGGCCAAAGGCAAAAUGAAAUGGAAGAAGAAAACGAAAACCAAGGGUAACGUAGAAGUUGACUUGGACAGCCGUGAGAAUGCAGACAAUGCAACUAAUAAAAAACAAGAGAAGGGUACAACAGUGAUUACGGUGACGCCAAAUGAAGCACUCGAGAUGACCGCGGAAUCCAGCACCAAACAUUCCGAACGGUCAGAGGAGGGUCCUGAGGUAUCUUUGAAAUCGUCCCAGAUACACAACAAUGUGAACCAAUCUGCAGGGACGUACGGAAGUCUUCUGCAGCGGAAACCCAGCGAGUCGCUUAGCGACAGAGAGAUCAACCUGAGGCGCCUGUCCCACGAGAUCGUUACGGGAAAACCAGAGUCCUCAACCUCGAGCUCCUCACACGGGGGAGAAUCACCGGAACCGCGGCCGGUGAACGGGGACUCGGUGAGUUCCCUGGUGAUUCCGGAAGAUAAAAGACAGGUGGACCUAAUAGAAUUAGAUGACCAGGAAAGACGAGGGGAUUGGGAAAAAGAAGAACCGUUAUACGUAAACAUAGAUACCAUCAGGGACCGAAGGAGGCAAAGCAAAUCGUCUUUGGGGAGCCUCAGGUUAUCACAGCGAGGGUCUUCCUCAACAUCGAAUGACUCGGAACCUCCGCCAGCUCCCCCGAGACUGCUUCCGUCAGAAGAAACAGUGGAAGUCGACAUGGACGCGGUCCGGGAAAACUGGCGACAGAGCAUUUCCCGGGAAAUUUUGAGUGACUAUGGUGCUUCCAAGAGUUCAGCGACCGAGGUUCUCUCAACACAAGACCGGAGGCGCCAAAGCAUGGCGCAAGCAGGCCACGACGCUGGUCGCUUGUUCAACCACCGCGGGUCGAUAGGUGGCGCUGUGACCAAACUCUCCGAGGCAGUUGCCGAGGAUGCCAUUGCUGGUUUCGGUGAAAUGAAUGAUGAGGGGUCUGAAGAGGACGAAAUGCAGGAUGAAGACAAUGCGAGAAGGCAACUCAGUCUCGUGUUGGAGGAGGAGGAUGGAGAAGACCAACCAUUGCUGGAUCAAGCAUCCUCGGCGUCAGCGAGUGAUGAAGAUGAGGACGAGUCCCCAGAUGACAAUGAGAAAAACUUUUUGAUUGCUGAGAGAGACAGUAGCGAAUGAUGCUUACACAGAAUGCCGGUACUAUUUGAAGUCAACAUGUGUAUAUAGAGGAGUAUACUUUAGGAAGAGUAUACUCUUCCUUAAUGAAGUUAUAGCCACAAAUGAUAGUUACCACGAAACUUGCAGUGCUGCUACAUAAAUAUGAUAUAACAAUAUAACAUAAUAGCGUUUAGGCCAAAAAAAAAGUCUCCGGUUUCUGGUAUGCGCGCGCGUCGCCGUAGCCAUGCGCGUCGGCAAAAUGAA
Molecule: messenger RNA, 5676 nt
Organism: Patiria miniata (bat star)
Lineage: Eukaryota; Metazoa; Echinodermata; Asteroidea; Valvatida; Asterinidae
Exons: 22
Coding region: 343-5433 (1696 amino acids)
Source: RefSeq, a predicted model, not a curated record